AUGGCAUCCUCAUCUUCUGAAUCGUGGAAUCAUGAUGUUUUUCUCAGUUUUAGAGGAACGGACACUCGCACCACCUUCGUGGAUCAUCUCUAUUCUGUAUUUGUACAAGAAGGAAUCUACGCCUACAAGGAUGACCAAACACUUUCCCGGGGCGAAACCAUCGGACCAUCACUUUUGAAGGCUAUUGAAGAAUCACAGAUUGCUGUCAUUGUAUUCUCCGAAAACUAUGCUGAUUCUUCUUGGUGCUUGCAAGAACUUGCUCAUAUUAUGAAAUGCAAGGAUGAGAUGGGCCUGAUUGUUAUGCCCAUAUUCUAUCACAUCGAUCCCUCUGAAGUCCGAAAACGUGAGGGGAAAUAUGGAGAAGCACUAGCAAAACAUGAGUUGGAGAACAAAAACGUUGAAUCUUGGAGAAAAGCACUUGUGGAUGCAGGGAACCUAUCUGGAUACGUCGCCGAUGGGCCCGAGACGAUAUUCAUCAAACAAGUUGUUGACGCCAUUUCAAUUAGAUUGGCUGCGGCAAUUUCAAUUGACAAUGAAGACUUGAUUGGAAUGAAGGCUCGCCUUCAAAAUCUGAAAUCUAAGAUGGAAAUGGAAUCAGAUGGUGUACUGAUGGUAGGCAUAUGGGGGCUUGGGGGUGGUGGCAAGACUACUCUUGCAUCUGCUCUUUAUGAUGAAAUCUCUAGCAACUUUGAUGGUUCCUGCUUUCUAAACGAUGUUCGGGAAGAAUCUAGAAAACAUGGUUUGCCAAAAUUGCAAAAAAAAAUUCUCUCACUUGUUUUGAAACUAAAAACAGAGGAAGUAGUUGGAGAUGUAGGAAGCUUGAUAAAGAGUAGGUUCCGCCGUAAAAAGGUGUUGAUGGUUCUUGAUGAUGUGGAUCAUGCUGACCAGCUAAAGGAGUUGGCUGGAUCAGAUGCUUGGUUUGGUAAAGGAAGCCGAAUAAUAGUCACAACAAGAGAUAAUCAUUUGUUAAAUGCUCGCAAAGUAAACGUGAUAUUCAAUAUCAGCUUGUUAAAUGAUGAUGAGGCUAUUAAGCUCUAUUACAAGCAUGCACCUGGCAAUCAUAGACCCAUAGAAGAUUAUGAGAUGCUUUCAAAAGAUGUAGUCUCUUAUGCUGGUGGGCUCCCGUUAGCACUUAAAGUUCUAGGUUCUUUUCUAUGUGACAAAGACAUGAGUGAGUGCAUGAGUGCAUUGGCCAGACUAAAAGAGAUCCCGGAUAGUGAUAUUGUAGAAAAGCUAAAAAUUAGCUACGAUGGACUUAAACCCACGGAGAAAGAGUUGUUCCUAGAUAUUGCAUGUUUUUUUAGGGGAAAAAGGAAAGAUGAGACAAUGGAGAUACUUGAUGCUUGUGGUUUUCACCCUAUCAUAGGGGUAAAGGUGUUGACACAAAAGUCUCUCAUAACUGUGUCAAAAGAAGGAACGUUUGAUAUGCAUGAUCUGAUACAAGAAAUGGGACAUUACAUUGUUAGAGGAGAAAAUCCUAAAAAUCCUGAAUUACACAGCAGGGUUUGGCAUUACGGAGAUAUUGUAAAAAUAUGUGGUAUGGAUGCAAUGAAGGAAAAUGACAGGAUUAAAGCAUUACAAGCUCGGUUUUGGCGGAAAGAAGAGGUUCCUCCUAGUUUUCCUGAGGUUGUUGGUAACAUGAAGAAACUUCGGUGGUUUUAUUGGUAUGAAUAUACAGCAACUUCAUUGCCAAGAGAAUUUCAACCAAUGGAGCUUUGUUGUCUACAAUUGAGAUGGAGCUUGGUAGAGCAACUUUGGGAGGGUUAUAAGCAUCUACCAAAUUUGAAAGUGUUGGACCUCACUGGUUCCACAAAGCUAGUCAGGACACCGGAUUUUGAUGGACUUCCAUGUCUUGAAAGGUUGGUUCUCAACAGUUGUAGCAGUUUAAAAGAGAUACAUCCAUCAAUUGGAUAUCAUGAAAGGCUUAUUUUCUUGGCCAUGGAAUAUUGUACAAGCCUUGAACUGUUUCCACCCAUCUUCCGAAUGAAAAAGUUGGAGACUCUUAUACUCUCUCAUUGCUAUAAUCUUUGUAAGUUCCCAGAGUUCCAAACCAGCAUGGACAACUUGGUAGAGCUUAGUUUGAGAGGAAGUGGGAUAGAAAUUGUACCCUCAUCAAUUGGACAAUACUGUAACAACCUUGUUUCUCUUGAUUUGAGGCGGUGUAAAUAUCUACUGAGUAUUGAACACAACUUCCAUCUCUUAAAACAUCUGCAAUUGCUUUGUCUUGACAGUUGUGUUCAACUUAAGAACAUACCAACAGAAGGAGCAGUGAAUGAAUUUCUUCGCUUCCCAUGUUUUUUAAGAAGGUUGAGUCUUGGAGGGUGCAAUUUGGUAGAUGAAGACAUCUCUGUUUUUUGGGAGGAGUUAUCCAACCUACAAGUAUUAGACCUAAGCCGUAAUAAGUUUUCACGACUGCAUCCCAGCCUCUCGCAACUUCCUCGUCUUAAAUUCAUCGACCUUUCUGAUUGCUAUAACCUUGUGGAAUUACCGGAUCUCCCAUCAAGCAUAUCUAUUCUCAUUGCAAACGGGUGCACGUCACUUAAAAUUGGAGAUUUUCCAACAAACCAUCUUAAAUGGUUGUGGAAAGUAUCACUUUCAACAAGAAAUUGUAAUGGCGAGAGGAUAUUGGAAUCCAUGCUUCAGGGAAAUGCUAUUGAAGACUACUUUAUUAGUAUCCUAAUUGAAAAUUGUUAUGUUCCAAUAAGAGGCUUUGCACGGGAAACAUUUACGUUACAACUUCCGUGGAAUUGGUACAGCGAAUUCUGUGGAUUCUUAAUAUCCAUUAAGAGUUUGAAUGGGAACAUGGAAGAAGUCAUUGUUAUCAAGGAUGUAUUGGUUGAACUUGUUCCCGGGAGAAAUCAAGGUGAUGAUUCAAUAUUGAAAGAUGCAACAUACCUUUCAAAUUUUUGGGACGAGGAAUUUCUAAAUAAAAAGACGUUUGAGAUCGUAAGUGAUUCAAAGUCCUCUAUUCAGAUUCAAUGGGACACUGGUAUUCGAUUAGACAUGGUCGGUAAUAUCUAA
Molecule: messenger RNA, 3021 nt
Organism: Cynara cardunculus var. scolymus (artichoke)
Lineage: Eukaryota; Viridiplantae; Streptophyta; Magnoliopsida; Asterales; Asteraceae
Product: TMV resistance protein N-like
Exons: 6
Coding region: 1-3021 (1006 amino acids)
Biological process (GO): signal transduction; defense response
Molecular function (GO): ADP binding; protein binding
Source: RefSeq, a predicted model, not a curated record